Messenger RNA from Manis javanica (Malayan pangolin), 937 nucleotides. RefSeq names its product regulator of G protein signaling 5 (gene RGS5). NCBI's taxonomy places the organism in Eukaryota, Metazoa, Chordata, Mammalia, Pholidota, Manidae. The record is from RefSeq and is a predicted model, not a curated record.
UAUACGCCUCCGAGGCGGAGGCCGACCAGGACAGUUCUCAAGUUUUCAGAGUCGCUCUGCUGUUACGAAUUUUUGCUCAAAACUGAGGAGCUAAGCCACUUGCCAAAAUGUGCAAAGGACUUGCAGCUUUGCCCCAUUCAUGCCUGGAAAGGGCCAAGGAGAUUAAAAUCAAGUUGGGAAUUCUCCUCCAGAAGCCAGACUCGACUGUUGACCUUGUCAUUCCAUAUACCGAGAAGCCAGAGAAACCCGCCAAGACCCAGAAGCCCAGCCCCGAUGAGGUCCUGCAGUGGCGUGAUUCCCUGGACAAGCUUCUGCAGAACAACUAUGGACUUGCCAGCUUCAAAAGUUUCCUGAAGUCUGAAUUUAGCGAGGAAAACCUUGAGUUCUGGAUUGCCUGUGAGGAGUACAAGAGGGUCAAGUCCCCUGCCAAGAUGGCUGAGAUGGCAAAGAAAAUUUAUGAAGAAUUCAUCCAAACGGAGGCUCCUAAAGAGGUGAAUAUUGAUCACUUCACAAAGGACAUCACAAUGAAAAAUCUGGUGGAACCUUCUCUGAGCAGCUUUGAUGUGGCCCAGAAAAGAAUCCGUGCCCUGAUGGAAAAGGAUUCACUGCCUCGCUUUGUGCGUUCGGAGUUUUAUGAGGAAUUGAUCAAGUAGCAAUUUAGUUGGGCUGUAAGAAUCAUCCUGUGAGUCAUUUGCUCCAUAAUCACCCAGCAUUUUCCAGCAACCUACAUAGCUUCCCAUAGCAGCUUUGCUCAAAUACUCAAACAGCGACAACUUUGUGGAGUGGGGCUUACCCUUUUUGCUAGCAUUAUUUUAGACGUCUGCAUGCCUUCCUCUCCCAAUUCCUUCUUCCUGCGUAUUCUUUAUUAAGGUCUAUUUAGUGUGUGGUUGUUAAACCCAAUUAGAAUUACAGAAAAGUUCUGCCUAAGGCAAGGAAA